UCAGGUGAAGUGUCUUCCUGUAGCUUUGCGUUUUCUGGCAGCAUGCAUGAGUCGUUUAUUUAUAAACCGCCAGGUGAGGUCGGCCGGACUGCUUUGUUCACAUGCGCUGUAGUGCGGUACAUAGCCUGGUGACUAGGCCCAAACGUCGUGGGUAUGCUCGGUGAUGCCACUGCAAAAUUCAGUCCCUCUUUGGCAGUGAACUUAUAGUAUCCCCGGACAUAAGAUGCUUUGUUUUUUUUCCUCAAACUUGACAGAUUCUAUAUGCACUUACAUUUGCAUCGGUCGAUGUUUACGUUUAAACGUUGACGCACCAUGGACGCCGCCAUGUUUGUUGAGUGUCAUGACCUACGGCCUCCUAUCUGAUGUCUUAUUGGACAGUUCACGUCACGUGAUUAUUGCUACACUCCGCAUCCUACCAUGUCACAUCAUUGCAAACAGCAAGCGUUCAUCAAAGCCUUUGACGUAGUCUCUCUAUGGAGAAAGAAGAACGCACGAGGGCCACUGUCCAAUUGCACCUUCAAUGACAUUAUGAACAGACCUGGAGUUGUGUUACUGACGACGGCCAAUCUAGGCUUUCUCGAUAUGACGAUAAAUAUGCUGGCGAGCAUAAAAAAGAUCGGUAUUUGUGUUUACACCGUGAUUGUUGCAGAGGACAAGAACGUUUACAGGUAUCUGCGAAGGAGAACCGAGAUUGAUCCAGCAAUACACGUGGUGAUGACUGACUCCGGUGAAGUGCAAAGUGACCUGGUGAUGAGCACCGAUCACCACCGUUACUUCAGCUUGUUAAAGAAGCGCCAGGGAUAUAUUCUUAGACUUCUGGAUCAGAACCUGGAGGUUCUCUUCACAGAUUCCGACACCUUUUGGUUCCAAGAUCCCCUUCCGUACUUCCAAGGAGACUUCGAUAUGUCUAUGAUGGAUCCCAGGUCGCCUUAUCCGACUAGAACUAACAAGUCACACUACUGUGCUGGUUUUGCUUACUAUAAGCCAACCACGGUGACGCUUCAGUUUGUUAAGAAAUGGAUUACAUUUAUGGAAGGGAAGGACUAUAUGGAUCAGAGCGUCAUGAACAAACUCUUGCAAGAAGAUCAACCGGUGCACGUCAACAUCAAGCCACUCGACAUUAAACUAUUCCCACCAGGGCCCAAGUUUUACGAGUUCCUGGAGAAGAACGCCAGCUACUCCGCGGUUGUUAUGCACGCCGCCAGUAUCCGUGGGCACGAUGCCAAGGUGCGAAGAUUCAAAAGUUCCAACAUGUGGUUGGUCAAUAAGACCAGUGACGAACUGGUAGCCCUUGAGCAUUCUCUCAAUGUUUGAUAACGAGCAAAUAUUAUUUUCCUGAUUUAACCUGGUACUUAAAUUUGAAUAGUAUACAAAUAUUGAGUGGCUCUGCGUGGAAUGGGAGGAAUAUUAUCGCAAGGUAAAAU
Patiria miniata (bat star) is the source of this 1424-nucleotide messenger RNA. Its product is annotated as UDP-D-xylose:L-fucose alpha-1,3-D-xylosyltransferase MGP4-like. Gene Ontology annotation, cellular component: Golgi apparatus. NCBI's taxonomy places the organism in Eukaryota, Metazoa, Echinodermata, Asteroidea, Valvatida, Asterinidae. Gene Ontology annotation, molecular function: glycosyltransferase activity. The record is from RefSeq and is a predicted model, not a curated record. The coding region runs from base 418 to 1314 and encodes 298 amino acids. The transcript is spliced from 2 exons.